AUGGCUCCGAAAAAGGUCUUGAUUAUCGAUAUUAUCUCAGGGGCCAACCGCGGAAUCGGGCUUGGGUUAUCUCAAAAGUUCCAUGAGGAAGGCUGGACGGUAUUUGGGUCUAUCCGGCCAGAAACCCGUAAUGACCCAUCCGUAAACGACCUAAAACGAUGGGCCACCAAAAUUUUUGAAAUUGACUAUCGUGUCGAAGCUUCAAUUUCAGGAGCCGCUGAACAGUACGGGUCUGACUCACUUGACUGCCUUAUUAAUUGUGCUGGAGUUAGCAGGGGCCCAGAGCCAUGGACAGCAUAUGAAAGCUCACUCCUCACUGAAUGGUUUCAGAUAAUGGUUAUUGGGCCUUAUCUAGCUACAAAAUACUUUCAGAAAAGCCUUGAGGCGAGCUCCGCUGGUAAAAUCGCCAACAUCUCCUCAAUUCUCGGUUCCAUAAGUUGUGAGGCUCACGAUCUCGAGGUAGUUAUGUUGACUGAGCUAACAGAAGCAGUAACUAAUACCGGCGAGAAGUUCGGUUAUAGGAUGGUAAAGGCUGCUCUCAAUCAACAAACACGUACAAUUGCCAUGGCUUUCAAAGAAGACGAAGUUGAUAUUACUAUGAUGUCAAUUCAUCCUGGCCCUGUUCCCACCCACCUUUCUAGAUGGUAUGGAAGGAUUUCUGUUGAAGAAUCCGCAAAUGGGAUUUAUUCUGUGAUCGAUCAGGUCGGACUAGCCCAAACUGGAGAAUUCUGGAGCUGGACUGGGCAGAAACUAGAGUUUUAG
Messenger RNA from Nannizzia gypsea CBS 118893, 762 nucleotides. Its product is annotated as short chain dehydrogenase. The transcript has 4 exons. Gene Ontology annotation, molecular function: oxidoreductase activity, acting on the CH-OH group of donors, NAD or NADP as acceptor. The coding region runs from base 1 to 762 and encodes 253 amino acids. Lineage: Eukaryota; Fungi; Ascomycota; Eurotiomycetes; Onygenales; Arthrodermataceae. The record is from RefSeq and is a predicted model, not a curated record.